Messenger RNA from Cotesia congregata, 906 nucleotides. The record is from the annotation of a GenBank genome assembly. Lineage: Eukaryota; Metazoa; Arthropoda; Insecta; Hymenoptera; Braconidae.
AUGGGAGGUUCUGAUUCGCGCGAAAUUACACACAACUGGGAGCUUCAUGAGAUAGGAGCAACCUGGGUCAUUUCAAAACCUUUUGGGUUUCCUAAUAGCAAUACUGGUACCUUUUAUAUACACACUGCUGCACGUAAUUAUUCGAGUGGUUGGGAUUGUCUGGUAAAAAUAAACAAAGUUGGAGGGAUUAAUAUUAACGCUAAAAUCGCGGUUAAGUGGAAUAAUAAACCACUUGGACCUUUGACCAUGAUAAAUUGGACUGGACUUAGUGAUGAAUUUCUUUUUGAUGGUACUCCUUGUCAACCACCUUACAAUAUUUCAUGCACAAUAAAACUUGAUGAUAGUAUUAAUGAUAAAGCAUCAGAUAAUCCUGCUCGAGAACUGGCUAAUGUGAAAGAUUUUUUUUUGUCACAGGAAUUCAGUGAUAUUACUAUAAAAGUGGGGGAUCAAGAGUUUCCAGCUCACAAAAUAGUACUGGCUUGUAAUAGCGCGGUUUUUAAGAAAAUGCUCACUACCGAAAUGAAAGAAAAACAAGAAAAUUGUAUUGACUUGAGUGAAUUUGAUGCUGAAAGUAUUAAAGAAGUACUGAGAUUUUUAUAUGGAGGAGAAAUUGAGGCAAAUGACAUUGAUUUACUUUUAAAAUUGUCAUCUUUUGCUCACAUGUAUCAAAUAAAUAGAUUGAAGGAUUAUUGUGAGUCGAAAUUAGUCAAUAAUUUUCAAGUUGAUAAUAUCGUUAAAAUAUUGGUAACAAUUGACAAUUAUGAUAUGGACAAAGUCAAAAACGAAGCGAUGGAGUUUUUAAUAAAAAAUAAAGCUACUGUUUCAUUCGACGAUGCGAUUGACAAUAUAAAAAGUUCUCAAGUAUUACGGAAGUUUUUUUCCAAUCUUACUCAAAUGAAGAAUUGA